Messenger RNA from Protopterus annectens (West African lungfish), 3749 nucleotides. It is a transcript of the gene PDE9A, whose product is annotated as phosphodiesterase 9A. Gene Ontology annotation, biological process: cGMP catabolic process. Gene Ontology annotation, molecular function: 3',5'-cyclic-GMP phosphodiesterase activity. Bases 245 to 1513 code for a protein of 422 amino acids. The record is from RefSeq and is a predicted model, not a curated record. NCBI's taxonomy places the organism in Eukaryota, Metazoa, Chordata, Ceratodontiformes, Protopteridae. The transcript has 16 exons.
CCUUCAACAUUGUACUGGGGCAGGCAUUAGCUUUAUUGCAGUCAUUAGUGGCCAUUUUGCUUCCGUGAAUUUCCAAAAAAAAAAACAAGAUGUAGUGAUGGAGAAAUGCUACCUUUCAGACAGAAACAAACAGUACAUGAUCUCAGAGAAUGCCCAAGGGUGAACUUGUAUGAUGUAAUUCACUGGAGAACAAGAUCCAAGAAAAAAGCUCCAUGGAUUUGUCCUGCCCUUCUCAGUAGAGGAAAUGCAAGACUUUGACUGUGAUAAAGAAGAGUUGUUCCAGAAUGUCUUGACACAAGUUGCUGAACAAUUUUCAAGGGCAUUUAAAAUAAAUGAACUAAAAACAGAAGUCGCUAACCGAUUGGCAAUGCUGGAGAAACGAGUAGAACUGGAAGGACUGAAGGUAGUUGAGAUUGAGAAAUGCAGAAGUGACAUUAAGAAGCUACGGGAUGAAAUGGCUGCUAGAAGUAGCAGUUUCUUAGAUGACAACAAGAAGCUGACACCCCGACGAGAUGUGCCUUCCUACCCAAAGUACAUGCUUUCUGAAGAGACAAUAGAGGCCUUAAGGAAACCAACAUUUGAUGUGUGGAUGUGGGAACCCAAUGAGAUGCUGAGCUGUUUGGAACACAUGUAUCAUGAUCUAGGCCUGGUCAAAGAAUUUAACAUCAAUCCAAUCGUACUGAAGAGAUGGCUGCUUUGCAUACAUGACAACUACAGAAACAACCCCUUCCACAACUUCCGUCAUUGCUUCUGUGUUGCACAAAUGAUGUACAGUAUGAUAUCCUUCUGCAGUCUACAGGAGCGGUUUAGUCAAAAUGAUGUUUUAGUCCUAAUGACUGCAGCAAUUUGCCAUGAUCUGGAUCACCCAGGCUACAACAAUACGUACCAAAUCAAUGCUCAUACUGAACUUGCCGUGCGCUAUAAUGAUAUCUCUCCUUUAGAAAACCACCACUGUGCUGUUGCUUUUCAAAUUUUAGAGCAGCCUGACUGCAACAUUUUUUCCAGUUUUGAUCCUGAUUCAUUCAAGCAGAUACGACAGGAAAUGAUUACACUGAUAUUAGCAACAGAUAUGGCUAGACACGGUGAAAUAGUCAAUUCCUUCAAACAAAAGUUAGACAACUUUGAUUUCACAAAUGAGGAGCACGCCACUAGUCUGAAGAUGAUUCUGAUAAAAUGUUGUGACAUCUCGAAUGAAGUCCGUCCACUGGAAGUCGCAGAACCCUGGGUAGACUGCUUAUUAGAAGAAUAUUUCAUGCAGAGUGACCGAGAAAAGGCGGAAGGUCUUCCAGUAGCACCAUUUAUGGACAGAGAUAAAGUCACAAAAUCCUCAGCACAGAUAGGAUUUAUAAAGUUUGUCAUGAUCCCAAUGUUUGAAGCAGUUGCAAAGAUCUUCCCACAAAUUGAGGAGAUGAUGAUACAGCCCUUAAAAGAAUCUCAUGAUCGCUAUGAAGACCUCAGACAAUUAGAAGAGUCCAUGCGAGAGGAACAAAAAAGAAAACGUGAAAGUUUGUGAUUCCUCCUAGCACAGAGAAGUGAAUUCAGAAAAGGAAACUGACAAGAAGAAAAGCAGUUUCACUCCUGAAUUAAUUUCUUGGAUCAUGUGCAGCUUGCUAUUACGGACAAAAAAAGUCGUGAAUGCAUCUGACAAUCCAUGCCUCCAUGAGAAGACCUCUGUAUGAAGCAGCUUUCCUCUUAGCAAGAGUAGCCAUGUUUUUCUCUGAAAAUGUUGAAAAGACAAUCUUUAAAUACGAACGUUCAUCUAUUAUUAUUAGCACUGUGUAUGCUGUAAUAAUAUUCUGCUUGGCAUGAUUUUUUAUGAAUGUAUAAAGCUAAUGAAAGUAUGUAUUUUUUAAAUCUUAUAUAACUCUAAAAAGAUCUGGAGAUUAAGAACAUUGUAUAUUAUAGAACUUGGCAAGGAUGGCCCCAAAAUAUCAAGUUUUAUAUUCACAAGUUAAACAGAAUGUUAAUUUGUAGAUGGGUCAUCUGUGUUAUAAAAAUAUACUACCUAGUAUGUGAUUAACUUACUAAUUUUAUCAGAUAACACUUGUCUGUCUUUCAUCUAUUCCCCCCCCCACUCACACUCACACACACACACACACACACACACACACACACACACACACACACACACACACACACACACGUGUUUGUGCACAAACGAAGAAAAUUAUCAGUUCUAUAUUCGUCUAACUAAAGCAGAAUGGUGUGACUACCAUGAUCAUGGUAACAUGACUGUAAUGUAGCUAAAGUAACAAGAAACCAAAGGUAGACUUUGCACAAUAGGCACUAUGUAACUUCAGAAAGGAACAUUUCUCUUUUUACACCAUUCUGUGUUCACACAAAUUGUUAAACGAGAAGGGAAUAUUCAGAUAUGCUUAGCACUUGUGCAAGUACUGUUAGACCAUUUUUUUUUAUUAUUUUCACAUAGGAUCACGGAAUGUGAGCCAGAUCUGCCUCUGAAACAUGUUUUUCCACUGAAGUUUGAAAGUGAGGCGCAGUUCUGACUAUAUUCCAUGAAUACAGGUGAAUAAAAAAAAAACACUGGGUUGCAGUACUAUUUCUGAAUACACCUGGUGUCUUAAAUACCUGUGUGCUCACAACACAGGGCAAAAUAUAUCUUGUUCACAACAUUCUAUUACUAAAUUUCUCAUGUAGCAAAUGUAUUAACAGAAUGUUGUUGUAUCUUUCAGCUUUUCGACUUUAAAAGUUAAAACACUGAGAAUACCAAAUUAGAGUUUCCACGAGUUCUGUAAACUUAAAACAGCAACAUUCUCUUGAAUAUUUUAAUAUUUCAGUCAUGACAUCCUGCUUACUUGAAAGUGGCUACCAUUUCUGUGAUAUGAUUUCCAACAAAACAAUCAAAUUUGAAGAAUGUGUAUUUUAGUGCUAAUAAUGGUUGUUAAGUUCAUGGAAGGAUUUAUGGUUUCCAAACUUUUAUUCACUAACAGAUGUAACCUUUGCUGUUUUGGUAACAUCUUUUGAAAUGUUACAGGUGCUUUAAAAUGUGUUUUAUAAAAUGUUUUUUUCACAUUUUAAAAGUUAAACUUUGUAUAAUUUGACAAAUUUGUCAUUAUUUAAGUGAAAUUAUGUGUACUGAUAACAGAAAAAAUUCCCAAGUGCAGUCUAAAGAGAGCUCUCCUGAAUCAAGAGCUUUGCUGCAGUAAACAGGGUCACAGAAACUCAGGAUUUUAUUAGAAGGUACUAACUGAGAUCCUGGUUUUAAAUGUUUGUACAUUUUAAAGAUUAUUUCUUUACAAGAUACUGCUCCAUAAAUUUACUUGUUAAAAAACAUGCACACACUUUCAAAUGUUUACAAGUAAUAACUGUUUUCUGUACCUUCUUAGCAAAACAUGUCUAUUGUCUCAGGAUUUAACUAUAUGUGUAUUUUUUUUGUAAUUAUCAUCUUGCUAAUGUAAUAUAAUUGACUGUUACGACACUGUUUUUAUAAGUUAGAUACUCUAUGUGACAGUAAAUGUCCUUAUUCCUUUUUAAACCUUAACAUUAAAACAUAUGUACGUUUAUUCCAACACUUGAAUGUAUGCCUUUUGGUAAGUGAUUGAAAUAAAGAUAAAACAGUUUCUGUAGCUUCCAUUCAGUCAUGAGGAUAAAUGUACUGGGACCUACUAUCAUGCUGAAUUCUGCUAUGUUAUGUUGUCUAAAUAUUUCAAAGGCAGAUUGCACAGAAAGUGCUGAAAUGUAAUACAAGCGAAACACAAUGUAUUAAACACUAAUGAAGAAUCUGAACAAAA